CAUAUAAAACGCAUCUCCGCCAGCGUCGGCGAUCAGAGUAACCCAGAACAGGAGGCACCAACAGCUAUUCAUCACCGGAAGCAGAUCCAUUCAUCACCAGACGGCUAAGGCUCCUUUCCGACAUCGACAUCGAGCUCUGCUGCAUACUUGUGUCUUUCUUAACGGUCUUGUAAAAUUUCAACACGCAGCAUGGAAGGAGAAUUACCCAACAUAAAGAAGUGGAUUGUUUUGUACCCUGUUUACAUAAAUUCAAAAAAGACAGUAGCCGAAGGAAGGAGAAUUGGCCUGAGCAAGGCAUGUGAAAAUCCUACUUCUGCUGAAAUUGGUGAUUGCUGCGGCUAUCUUAAACUUCCCUUUGCAAUUGAGAUAGACAAGGCAUACCCACGAGAUUUUAUGCAACGAGGUAGAGUGCGGGUAUUGCUGAAAAAGGAGGAUGGCACGCUAUAUAAUCCUUCCAUUACAUCCAGAAAAGGCCUGAUGCUUCGUGUUGCUGAGAUGGUGCCCAGACACCAUGCAAGGGUAAAGAAGCAGGAGCCUGCAUCAACAUCAGCUGGACCCUCCAACAAAUCUGGGAAAGGUGGAAAGAAGAAGAGAUGAAAGCCUGUUUAAAUCUAUAACAUGCUGAUGUCAGGUUAUCUUUUGCUGAGUUGAGUUUUUCCAUUCCAAUUUAUUUUUUAAGUUAUUGCGUCGAGUGUAAGCCAUCUAGCUUCUACAUCUUGUUUAUAAAACAUUUUCUCAGAGAAUGUAGUCACUUAGGUUCUUCCGAAUUCGCAAGAAUUUCCAUGUAGAUUUGUCCAAGAGUAGAAACAUCAAACAGGAUUAAAGCGGGUUUAUGGCUACUGGAUAGAAAAGCUUUAGAAAAGUGAGUUUUCAUGAAUA
This is a messenger RNA of Prosopis cineraria, 879 nucleotides long. RefSeq names its product signal recognition particle 19 kDa protein. The record is from RefSeq and is a predicted model, not a curated record. The transcript has 4 exons. The coding region runs from base 190 to 597 and encodes 135 amino acids. Gene Ontology annotation, cellular component: signal recognition particle, endoplasmic reticulum targeting. Gene Ontology annotation, molecular function: 7S RNA binding. Gene Ontology annotation, biological process: SRP-dependent cotranslational protein targeting to membrane; SRP-dependent cotranslational protein targeting to membrane, signal sequence recognition. NCBI's taxonomy places the organism in Eukaryota, Viridiplantae, Streptophyta, Magnoliopsida, Fabales, Fabaceae.